CUUUAAACAACUGGGGGAGAGCGAGGAAGAGGGAGAGAAGACCUUAUUCAUACCAUCAUCUUUUUAUGUGCAAGCAGCUUUCAAAAGAGGUAAAAAAGCAUGAUCUUGUUUAGCUAUCUGGAACAGCCAAAUAGCAGCAAGAGUAGCCUUCAUGUCUUCGUUCUCUCCUACCUUAUCCUCCUCGUCCUGCUAUUAUUUCCUAUUCCUCAUGAGAGCUGCUCACCUUCAGAGAGGGACUCUCUACUCCAAUUUCGAUCAAAUCUUACCUUCAGCUUUAAUAACAGUCGCCUUAGUUCUUGGGCUACAAUUGAUGACUGCUGCAAGUGGGAAGGAAUCUCAUGUGAUGGAAACGGAUUGGUUAAUGAGAUUUCUUUGCCCACCAAAGGCCUUGGAGGAAGCCUCUCCAGUUCUCUUGCAGGUCUGUCCCAUCUCACUCAACUAAACCUCUCAUAUAAUCAGCUCACAGGAAACCUCCCUACUGAAAUUCUGUUGUGCCCAAGCCUUGUCGUCUUGGAUGUCAGCUUCAACCGUCUAUCCGGGAAAUUAUCGAUGUCACCUGUUGGAAACUUCUCCUUGCAGGUGCUUAACCUUUCAAGCAACUCUUUCACAGGCCCUUUUCCUUCUCUGGGAAGUCUUGCUGGAUUUCUUACUGCAAUAAAUGCAAGCAAUAACGGUUUCUUUGGCUUAUUUCCCUCCUCUAUCUGUGGCCUAUCACCUCUCCUGAGAACAAUGGACAUGUCUCACAACCAAUUCAGUCUUGAUAUUCCCCCCGGACUAGGCAGUUGUUUGCUGCUGACAGAAUUUCAAGCAGGUAACAAUAAUCUGUCAGGGCCAAUUCCAGAAGAUCUGUUUGAUAUGACCUCCAUGAAUCUCCUAUCCUUGCCUUUCAACCAGCUCUCAGGGAAUAUUGAUGGAACAAUUAUUACCAAACUCACAAAUCUGUCAUUUCUCGAGCUUAGCAACAAUCAGCUAAGUGGUGAGCUUCCAGCUUCAAUCAGCCAGAUGCCAUCCCUAGAGCAGCUGCUCUUAAAUGGGAACCAACUAAGAGGUGAAAUACCUCCAGAAAUAGCAAACUGCACCAAGCUUAAGAUUCUGAAUCUCAGAUUUAACAACCUCAGUGGUGAAUUGGCUGCAGUUAACUUUUCCAGCCUCUCCAAUCUUAACAUGCUUGAUUUAGGGAAUAAUAAGUUCACUGGAGAUAUACCAGCAAGCUUGUACUCAUUGAAGUCUCUUAAAGCACUACGUUUGGCUAAGAAUUCACUGGAAGGAGAGAUAGCUCCAGCAAUGGUCGAGCUGCAAGCCCUGACAUACCUUUCUCUCUCUGCUGAUGGGCUCAAAAACAUCACAACUGCACUCCAGAUCCUCAAAGAUUGCAAGAACCUAACAGCCAUGAUCCUCUCAAAGAACUUCAAUAAAGAAGCCAUACCGACAAAUUUUGAAUGGGCAGACAGGUAUUUCCAGAAUCUUCAAGUCCUGGGUCUGGGUGGUUGCCAGCUGACCGGCCAAGUACCCCUCUGGUUAUCCAAACUCAGCAACCUCUUGGCCCUGGACUUAUCAGAGAAUCAACUCACAGGUCCAGUUCCUACUUGGUUGGGCUCUUUGCCUUACCUCUUCUAUCUUGACCUGUCUGGGAACCUUCUCUCAGGAGAAAUCCCACCAGAAAUCACAGGACUGCAUGCCCUGACGAUGGAUCAUUUUGAAUCCCGAAUAAAUCAAAGUAUUCUACAAUUUCCAAUCUUUAUCAAGCCUGUUAAUGGAUCAGGUCUGCAAUACAAUCAACUGACAGAGCUUCCACCGGCAAUAUACCUUCAAAACAAUACUCUCCACGGCAUGAUACUUCCACAAAUUGGCCAGCUCAAGAAUCUUCAUGUUCUCGACCUUAGCCACAACAAUUUCUCAGGAAACAUUCCAGUGGAACUUUGCAACCUCACCAACUUGGAAAAACUGGACCUCUCAACAAACCAUCUCAAUGGAGAAAUCCCUUCCACGCUGAACAACCUACACUUCCUGGCGUUAUUCAAUGUGGCUAACAAUAAUUUAGAGGGGCCAAUACCAUCCGGUGGUCAGUUUGAUUUAUUUCCACCCUCCAGCUAUGAAGGAAAUCCUAGACUAUGUGGUGCAAUUCUCCUGAAGCAUUGCUCCAACCAUUCAGGAAAUGAAAAUCCUCGCACAACAAAACAUAUGAACAAAAAGGUCCUAAUUGGCAUGGCAUUUGCUAUCUGUUUUGGUGGGGCUUUCAUCCUAAUCAUGUCUGCUUUCACCAUACUUUAUAUAGUGAAAGCUCAGCAAAGAAAGUAUGCUCGUACUAAUAAGGUAAAGUUUAUUGCAACCUCUGUAAGCUCGUUUCCCAAUGUUCCAUCUGGUGACUCCAUCUUGGUUAUGGUGCAAAAUCAUGGAGACUUGGCCAAAAAGAACCUUUCGAUGUCUGACAUCUUGAAGGCUACUAGUAACUUUGACCAAGAAAACAUAAUUGGCUCUGGUGGCUUUGGGAUGGUUUACAAGGCUACUGCGCCAGAUGGCUCCAAGCUUGCUAUCAAGAGAUUGUCCAGUGAGAUGUGCCUCAUGGAAAGGGAAUUCAGAGCAGAGGUUGAGGCUCUUUCAAGGGCCCAACACAAAAAUCUAGUGUCCCUGCAAGGUUACUGUAUGCAUGGAAGCUCAUGGUUACUGAUCUAUUCAUAUAUGGAGAAUAGUAGCCUCGACUACUGGCUGCAUGAGAUGGCAAAUAGUGGUUUGAUACUAGAUUGGCCAACAAGGCUAAAGAUUGCAUGUGGAACAAGCCAGGGCAUAUGCUAUAUCCAUGAGACUUGCCAACCCCAUAUUGUUCACAGAGAUAUCAAGUCCAGUAAUAUUCUUCUUGAUGAGCACUUUGAAGCCCAUGUUGCAGAUUUUGGCUUAUCUCGCUUGAUCCUCCCUUACAACACACAUGUGACCACAGAGUUAGUUGGCACUCUUGGCUACAUUCCCCCAGAGUAUGGACAAACCUGGGUUGCCACAUUGAGAGGGGACAUCUACAGCUUCGGUGUUGUACUCUUAGAGCUACUCACUGGAAGACGUCCAGUUGAGCUGUUCAAGCCAAAGGAGUCUGCAGAACUUGUGGCUUGGGUAAAACAAAUGAGAUAUCAAGGGAGGCAAGAUCAGAUCUUUGAUCUCCAGCUAAAAGGCAAGGGGUUUGAUGAGCAAAUGCUGAAGGUUCUUGAAAUAGCUUGCAUGUGUGUAAAUGAAAACCCCCUUAAGAGGCCCACCAUCAGGGAUGUAGUAGCUUGGCUAGAAAAUAUUAGUGCUGACUUGCGAACAAAGUAACAUUUUAGUUUCUGUAAUUUUUAACGCAAAUUGAAACCCACAGGGUAACUUCAGAGGAAGCAAG
This is a messenger RNA of Dendrobium catenatum, 3364 nucleotides long. Its product is annotated as tyrosine-sulfated glycopeptide receptor 1-like. The transcript has a single exon. NCBI's taxonomy places the organism in Eukaryota, Viridiplantae, Streptophyta, Magnoliopsida, Asparagales, Orchidaceae. Gene Ontology annotation, molecular function: protein binding; protein kinase activity; ATP binding. The record is from RefSeq and is a predicted model, not a curated record. Gene Ontology annotation, biological process: protein phosphorylation. Bases 100 to 3300 code for a protein of 1066 amino acids.